GAAAUAUUCUCGAACACUAUUUCAUAUUGUUCUUGUGGGGAGUACAGAAUUUACCAAACUUUGUUUUUAGUUGUAUUGCAUUUAAAGAUUGUCUGAAUUAAUUAUGGAUCACCCAAUUUCUGCUAAAGAGAAACCUUUUUAUGAUAGUCAAGUAAAUGUCAACCUGGAGUUUGUUGAAUCCAAGUUAAAGUCAUUGUCGAACUAUAGAGAGGCACGAGAGAUGCUUAAAUUAUUACAGUUAGAAAGUUGUGAGCAAUUACAUCCAGAAUUUUGCUUCUGUUUAUCUGCACUGUCUUGUUAUUGUUAUAUUAUGGAUAUCACAAGUAAUAGUAAGAGUCAAGUUGAAUCCAGUGAAGAGCAUGAAGCAGUUAAGGAGCUUUCAUUUUUGGUGGAAGCAUAUCCCCAAAGAUAUAUAGUUCUGCUCCUACGUGUUCUUUAUGCAUACAAAAAUGAGAGGUGGAGUGAAGCAUUAUACUACUGUGAAAAACUUUUAGAAUUUCAGGUUGUAUCAGAAGAGGAGAUCAAAUACAGGUCUUGCGAAUAUUUUAAAAAGUGCUUUAAUUUUGUUCCAGAAUUUGAUUUCAAUUAUUGUCAUAAUUUGCUCACAAGGAUACAAAGGGGUGCCACGUCUGGUCAAAUAGAGAAAUUGGCAGAGCUGCAUCUUUUUAAAAAUUGCAAUUAUGUUUGGUAUGGUUUGGACUGGUCGAAGCUGUGGAACAAGGAAUUAAAUGAUCGUCUGAUAAAUAGAAUACAAAGUUACAAAAAGCCACUGACAGAUCUAGAACUGCAUAAAAUUUUUCACAAAGAGAUUUUAUCAGUUUUUAUCCAUCCUGAUUCAAAUUUGCAAUUUUACUAUAAACCAGAGUAUGUAAAAUUAUGUGACGAUUGCACCAAAGUGUCUCUGCAAGAAAAGGCCUUAAAGGAAGUUUUUACAUUUGUAAAAACUCAGCCCAUAAAUGAUUCUGAGAUGAAAAGAUUCAAAAUGUCACUGAAGGGGAAAGGCAAAGGAUGUUUUAGUGUACAACAUAAUGACCACAAACCUAUGAUAAAAGUGGGAGUGUUAAGUGGUACUCAGAAAGUGGAACAGAAAAAUCGAAUGUUUCAAACUGUGAUUGAGGCAAAACAUAUUGGAGAAGGGUUCAAUACUCAAGAUUGCAAGGAAAAGGUGCAUAAACAAACUCAAACUGAAAAACUGAGGCAGACAAGUAAAAUCGUUCAGACUCAAAUUGAGACAACACAUAUUGGAGUGCAAUUCGACAGUCCAAUAUCCAUAGAAAGAGAUGAAAAACUAGAUUCAAUAAAAAUUGAAAUUUUGCAAAGCAAUAAAAAUUUUGGGAGUUCUGUGGUUGAUCAUCUAUAUGAAAUACAUAAAAAUAUGACUGAAGUCGUGUCUCAGGCAACUACCAACAAACUUGAAAGUAAAUCAUUGGAGCAUAUUGUGGGCCAAAUGAACGACCAAGCCAAUGUUAUCAAAGAGCUGCAGACCGAAAACAAAUUACUGUUAGAAAAAAAUUUCAAAUUGCAAAAAUUGUUGGUAGAUGAAGUGUCAAAUAGAUAUAUUGUUUUGAAGGAUAAUUACGCAGGACUAAAAAAAACUGCAGAAUUUAUGAUAAGCAAUCUGGAAGAACUUCAAACGAUGCUUGGUCCAUAUUCGAUUCCAGAACACUCAAACAAUGCGAGAUACAUAGCUUGUUGGCAAAGAACUUUGACAGAUAUAAUAACUAAGAGUACAGCUAUAAAUGUUAUCUACAACAAAGUUAAAUCAGAUAUCAUGGAUUUGAACGAGUAUAAAUUAGUUCAAUGGCCGCAAGCGACUGAAAUUCCACCAGAAGCAUAUUUAUAUAUCUUUAAUUAUUUAAAAGAAGGAAUUAAAUAUCAGAAUUAUAUUGGUUCCUUUCCUAGUGUAGUUCCUUUGCCACAUUGCCAGCAGGUAUUUUUUGAUAGACAUCAGUCUGCUCCUUUGUUACCUGGUCAAAAUCGGCCUUUACCUACACCAUUUGUUCCAACACAUUCAAGUUUCUCAAAUAUUACACCUCUUCAGUUUUGGAACCAACCAAGAGUGAAUUUGAUUGGUCAAAAUAUAACAUGUCAAAGUAUAGUCCAGCCCAAGAGGCAUGAAGAUAAAAAGAGUGGGACUACGGAAACAAAUACAAAGAAUUUGAAGGCUGCUAAUAGCUUGAGUUUUGAGUGGUCCGAAAACAUAGACUCUGGUGAAUGCGAUAUUUAUGUGAAAGAAAUGGAAAUAUUUGAAUCUCUGCAAAAACACUUUAAAGAUGUGCCCAUGAAUAUACUAUUAAAUUCAAUUGUGAAAGCUUUACGAAAAUGUGAUGGAUCAUUCGAGAAUAUGUCCUUGGUAGAAAUUCAGGACAAAGUGAAAGAUGCUUCAAAAUAACCAUACCAAAGACUUUUGUGAUAUCUAAUUAUAAAUUCAAUAGUAAGCAGUAAGAAGUUUUAUAUUGCAUGAUCAUAAUAUUUUACUUUUAGUGUAAGUUUAAUGUUUGUUUUUUUU
Cylas formicarius (sweet potato weevil) is the source of this 2509-nucleotide messenger RNA. RefSeq lists its product as uncharacterized. NCBI's taxonomy places the organism in Eukaryota, Metazoa, Arthropoda, Insecta, Coleoptera, Brentidae. The transcript is spliced from 15 exons. Bases 104 to 2392 code for a protein of 762 amino acids. The record is from RefSeq and is a predicted model, not a curated record.